AUGGCAGGCAUUUUCGAGGCGCCGCGUAAUGCGGACACUCUCUUCCUAGGAGGCCAGAAAAUCACCGGUGCCGACGUACGAGACCAGUGCGUUCUUGCGACUCAGGCGAUUGCAAAUGUGGUCAAGAGUUCGUUCGGCCCUUCAGGCCUGGACAAGAUGAUGGUCGACGAUAUCGGUGAUGUGACGGUUACAAACGACGGUGCUACUAUCUUGAGUUUGUUGGAUAUUGAGCACCCUGCUGGCAAGAUUCUUGUGGAUCUGGCCCAGCAACAGGAUAGGGAGGUCGGUGAUGGAACCACAUCUGUCGUCCUUAUUGCCGCAGAGCUCCUUCGACGAGGAAACGAAUUGAUGAAGAACCGCAUCCACCCCACAACUAUCAUCAACGGAUACAGGCUGGCGCUUCGGGAGGCCGUGAAAUAUAUGAAUGAGAACAUCGCCACAAAGGUGGACAACCUGGGCAAGGAAAGCUUGAUUAACAUUGCCAAGACGUCCAUGUCCAGCAAGAUCAUCGGUGCCGAUGCCGACUUCUUCGCGAACUUGGUCGUCGAUGCAAUGCUGCUGGUCAAGACCACAAACCAGAGGAACGAAGUCAAAUACCCAGUCAAGGCAGUGAACCUGCUCAAGGCGCACGGAAAGAGUGGAACAGAAUCAGUUCUUGUCAACGGCUAUGCUCUUAACUGCACCGUUGCUUCCCAGGCCAUGAAGACUCGGAUAACAGACGCCAAGAUUGCCUGUCUCGACAUGAACCUGCAGAAGGAAAGAAUGAAGCUCGGCGUUCAGAUCACAGUUGAAGAUCCCGAUCAGCUUGAAAAGAUCCGCCAGAGGGAAUCCGGCAUUGUUAUUGAGCGAGUGGAGAAAAUCCUCAAGUCUGGCGCGAACGUUGUCUUCACCACUAAAGGUAUCGACGACAUGGUUCUCAAGCUUUUUAUUGAGAAGGGUGCCAUGGCCGUUCGACGAUGCAAGAAGGAGGAUUUAAGACGCAUUGCCAAGGCUACCGGAGCUACUCUGGUCAGCACACUCUCUGACCUGAACGGAGAUGAGAAAUUCGAAGCCUCUUACCUCGGCCAUGCAGAUGAGGUUGUCCAGGACCGGAUAUCCGAUGACGAGUGUAUCCUCGUCAAGGGUACCAAGGUCCACACUUCAGCGUCCAUCAUCCUGCGAGGACCCAACGAUUUCAGUCUAGAUGAGAUGGAACGUUCAGUGCACGACUCACUCUGCGCUGUCAAGCGAGCAUUGGAGAGUGGUAGCAUCGUCCCCGGAGGCGGUGCUGUCGAGACAGCCCUUCACAUGUACCUUGAAGAAUUCGCCGUCACAGUGGGCUCUCGCGAGCAAUUGGCCAUUGGCGAAUUCGCCCAAUCCCUCCUUGUCGUUCCCAAGACCCUCGCCGUCAACGCCGCAAAAGACUCAUCCGAGCUCGUCGCACAGCUCCGCAAGCGCCACGCCGUGUCCCAGCGCGUCCAGGAAGGCGAGGCCAACGAGAAAGAGAAGGCUGUGGCCAAGAAGAAGGAGUACCGAAACUACGGUCUCGACCUGACGAAGGGCCGUGUUCACGACUGCCUCAAAGCUGGUGUCCUGGAGCCUAGCAUGGGUAAGCUUAAGCAGCUCAAGAGUGCUGUUGAAGCUUGCAUUGCCAUUAUGCGCAUUGAUACCAUGAUUAAGCUGGAUCCUGAACGCAAGGAAGAUGAUGGACACGGUCACGACCACUAG
Messenger RNA from Aspergillus mulundensis, 1707 nucleotides. Its product is annotated as chaperonin-containing T-complex alpha subunit TCP1. The transcript is spliced from 6 exons. Gene Ontology annotation, biological process: protein folding. Gene Ontology annotation, molecular function: ATP binding; ATP hydrolysis activity; ATP-dependent protein folding chaperone. Bases 1 to 1707 code for a protein of 568 amino acids. Lineage: Eukaryota; Fungi; Ascomycota; Eurotiomycetes; Eurotiales; Aspergillaceae. Gene Ontology annotation, cellular component: chaperonin-containing T-complex. The record is from RefSeq and is a predicted model, not a curated record.